UGUGGCCGCUGGCACGCAAAAGGCGUUCAUGUUGAUUCUAUCAAAGUGGAACGGUUUGCACUAAAUUUGGCCUUCCUUCGGGACUAGUACAGGGGAAUUUUCAUCUGUGGGCCCGAAGACCGUUAAAAAUAAGUUUUCGUUUUACUUUCUGUUUUUUUGAUUCACGCAGUCGGACGGCAGAAAACGGCGAAUCAUGCCAGUUCGCAAGGAAGAUGCAGGCAAGGCUCUUGAGCUGUUGGAGCGCUAUUAUGAAAAGUUAAACAAGCCACAAGAUCGAGCGCUCCGCACUGCCAUCGAAAGAGUAAUUCGGAUAUUCCAAAGUCAUCUAUUCUUGGCCCUUCUAGAUAUACAAGAGUUCUACGAAACCACGUUGUUAGAUGAUACCAAAACACCCGAACAGAAGGCAGAAGAAACGGAAGAAGCCGUACAAAGAUGGGCGAACAAUUCGCCGCCAGUGGAAUCUCCUCCACCGAGCUACUCGGACUUUGACAAGGCAAGUUCUGGCAAUUUCACAUACAUUUUAGAACGUUUUUAUGUAGGUCGUCACAUUUUUAGUUAGCAGUUGUCAGGAAAUCAGAUAAUGUGUGGUUGAAACUUCGAAAUAGCUAUUAGUAACAUUUGGAACUUGAAGACGUGGUUGUCAACUACAUGAACAGGUACGAAUGAAGUUAACAAACCGCGAGUAUGCAGCCGUUAAAAUAACUACAUGGCCUUGCGUGUAUCUGGGUCCGAAAUAUUGGUCAUUUCAUGGAGAAUAGACAGUACACUGUCGUUUUAAAGAUAUUGUGAAAUUUUCGGAUCGCCGCUGUUGUUUAUAAAUCACAAAUUACCCGCAAUCAGUUCAGUUGAAGUUAGUUUUUAUUACAACUCCAGUAAGGCUAAUUUCAGAAUUUUCGUAGCAUUGCCAGAUGGGAUAAUUAAGCUUUCUGUUGUCUCGGAUGUACCAACAAAACAAAGCAAACUAUUCUAAUGAGUCCAUUGCUACAUUAUAAUUUCAAAAUCUGUGAUCUAGUCAUUCUAUCAAAAUUUGGUUGUGAAUACCCAGAAACCAGACAUUCAAAUUUAAUGCAAGUUUUCCUGCUAUACGAUACAGUCGUUUGUUUAAAAGAUAAAUUUGAAUUAUUUCGAUGUUUGCACCAACCUACCUGUAGAUAAGCCUAU
Orbicella faveolata is the source of this 1161-nucleotide messenger RNA. RefSeq names its product disks large homolog 1-like. Gene Ontology annotation, biological process: receptor localization to synapse; embryo development; cell-cell adhesion. Gene Ontology annotation, cellular component: basolateral plasma membrane; neuromuscular junction; postsynaptic density membrane. The record is from RefSeq and is a predicted model, not a curated record. NCBI's taxonomy places the organism in Eukaryota, Metazoa, Cnidaria, Anthozoa, Scleractinia, Merulinidae. Gene Ontology annotation, molecular function: protein kinase binding.